GUCUUUGCAUUGCGACAUCAGAGAAGAUACAGCGCAACGCACGUCCGGAGGACUUCGACCGCGUCAUCAAGGGUCUCGAAUCAAAACCCAACGCGCGCGGAGUGAUACUGUUCGCCGACGAGGACAAUUGCCGGAAGUUGCUCACUCACGUCCGCGCACGCAACAAGACGUACACGUUCAACUGGAUAGGCAGCGAUAGCUGGGGCGCCAAGAUACAUCCGGUCGAAGGGCGGGAGCUGGAGGCAGAGGGCGCCAUCACAAUCCUGCCGAAGCGAGUGAACCUUCCCGGUUUCGAUAAGUACUUCACGUCGCUCAGCAUGCCGCAGCAUAACAAGAACGUCUGGCUGAAAGAGUUCUGGGAAGCGCACUUCAACUGCCAGUUCGACGGCGAGCAGAAAUUCCGACACACCGACGUCUGCACAGACAGUGUGAUACUGUUUCAUCAGUUUGAAGACAGUGUGAUACUGUUUCAUCAGUUUGAAGACAGUGUGAUACUGUUUCAUCAGUUUGACGACAGUGUGAUACUGUUUCAUCAAUGUCGUGAGAAGAUAACGAAGGCUUCGGGGUACGAACAAGAAGGUCUCGUGCCAUUCGUCGUCGACGCCGUGUACGCGAUGGCGCAUGCUGUGCACAACAUGCAGCGUGACCUCUGUCCCGGAACCAGCAGGUUGUGUGCCAACAUGCUGCCGAUAUCCGGCGAGAGACUGCUGUCCUACAUCCGCAACGUCUCCUUCAUCGCGACCAUGGGUCGGCAGGCUAGGUCGCACGGGUCGAGCCACGAGGGAGGUCUCUCACUCGGAACAUUCAAGAUCACGUCGCUCGGGCCCCUCAUCCCGCGGGACCGGGACUUUCCCGCUGUGCCAACUCCCGUCGUCGUCGCCUCCGCCUCCGCGUCGCCGAACAGGGCCGACCCUCAGAGCGUCAUCGCCGACAUGCCGUCAUCGACGUCGCUAGUGCCGCACCGGGAAGUCGACGCUGCGGCGGACACGCACUCGCUGUCGUCGACGGCAGCCGACCUUGCGGCGGCGACGGCGUACGGCGCGACGACGACGACGACGGUGCGAUUCCACGACGCGCACUUUCAGCAGACGCCGAGCGUCGAAGAUUACGACGACGACGACAUCGACGACGACGAAAUACUCCAGGAGACGCCCGUGUCGCACUGCAGCGACCCCUGCCGGCCGGGUUACAAGCGCUACACGGCCGUCGGCGAGUGCUGCUGGGUGUGCAUCCGGUGCGACCCGUACUACUACACGGCCAACGACACGACGUGCCUGCCGUGCGGGCGCGGCCGCGUGCCCAACGGCACGAAGGACGGCUGCCGCGACCUUCCCGUGCUGUACGUCACCUGGGACUCGACGUGGGCCGUCGUGCCGAUGUGCGUGUCGCUGCUCGGCGUCGUCGCGACGCUGUUCGUCGUCGUCGUCUUCGUCAAGUUCAGCAACACGCCCGUCAUCAUGGCGUCUGGCCGCGAGCUGUGCCACGUGCUGCUGCUCGGCAUCGCCUGCUGCUACCUGAUGUCGUUCGUCAUCCUCUCUAAGCCGACGCCGACGUCGUGCGCCAUCAUGCGCAUGGGGCUCGGCGCCUGCCUCGUCAUGUGCUACUCGGCGAUCUUCACAAAGACGAAUCGCAUCGCGCGCAUCUUCAGUCGCGCCACCAAGUCGAAGAAGCGGCCCAGCUACACGUCGCCGCGCUCGCAGAUUCUCAUCUGCAUCGGACUCGUCUCCGUGCAGCUCGUCGGCUCGGCGACGUGGCUCAUCAUCGAGGAACCGCGCUCGAUAUACGCCUACCCGGAUCCGGAGACGGUCGUGCUGCGCUGCGGGGUCACCAACGUCGAUCUCAUCAUCUCGCUCGUCUACAACAUGUUUCUCAUCAUACUGUGCACGACGUACGCGUUCAAGACGCGCAAGAUCCCCGAGAAUUUUAACGAGGCGAAGUACAUCGGCUUUGCGAUGUACAGUACGUGUAUAGUGUGGCUGGCAUUCGUACCGAUCUACUUCGGCACCAAUAACGACUUUAGGGUAAGCGCGUCUGUCCACUGA
Priapulus caudatus is the source of this 2042-nucleotide messenger RNA. RefSeq lists its product as uncharacterized. The annotation marks the transcript as partial. The record is from RefSeq and is a predicted model, not a curated record. Gene Ontology annotation, molecular function: adenylate cyclase inhibiting G protein-coupled glutamate receptor activity. NCBI's taxonomy places the organism in Eukaryota, Metazoa, Priapulida, Priapulimorpha, Priapulimorphida, Priapulidae. The transcript is spliced from 6 exons. Gene Ontology annotation, biological process: regulation of synaptic transmission, glutamatergic; G protein-coupled glutamate receptor signaling pathway. Gene Ontology annotation, cellular component: membrane.